ACCAUCAUUUUCUACUGUCAUGUAGCCUCAUUCAGACCGCAUGUGCUUUGGUUCAGCAGCCAACGAUGGUGGUCUUCGGUCAGUUCGUCCUGGGGCCCCCGGGCGCUGGCAAGCCGCCCCCGGCGAAUUGAGCGACCACGGGUCGGUCUUCGUUGGAAAGGGAGCCAGAGGAUGUCAGAGGCCAAAAGGAUGGCACAGCAUGACACGGCUUGAAAUAGCUCAAAUAGAUUGAGUUUUAAUGAGUUCAAUCUAUAAAUAUAUAAUAUAUUAUAUAUAAUAUAUUAUAUAUAUAUAUUAAUACAUAUAGUUGAGGUAUGUUGAAGUUGAAACCAACUAAACUGAGAAAUGGAAGCUGUUAAUCACUCUGUUUGUUCAUGUGAAUCGAAGCCUUUCUUUGGCGCAUGCGUCAUCACUGAACACAUGUGUUUUUCAAGUGUGCCUGGCAAACGGGAGACUUGUUUAUGCCAGCAAGCCUUAUUUACCACAGUGAGAAGCCUUUAGGUAUUAGGCGAUACCUGAAGUUGAUAGUCCAAUCGGAAUGAGUAAGCGAGCUGGUCGUUUGAACCUUCCUUCACAAGCACUCGCUGUACAAAGGUAUGUGUAAUCAUACCUGCAUCUUCCUAAGUAUGCAAAAAUACUGCGGUGUCCAGAAAACUUUGUGUGUGUGUGUUUGCGUGCUAUUCGUUAAAUAAACGAAACAGCACUGUUCAGCUGUUCUAAUAUGUGUUUACGUGCCUUUUUCCUGAAAAUGGUGACAGAAUCAGUGGAACAAAGCGGCACCCUCGCAAAACGGCUCAAACAGCCAGCGACAACACAGCGACCGUUUGGACGGUUGGACGAGUGCGACCGUGUUGAAGACAAUGAUGGUUUAAAGCGAUGGGUUGGAACGGCACGUGUUUUUCCACGGCUGUCUGCAAGAAAGAAGCUGUAGUUUCACCUUUUUUACACCGGUGGACCCAGGCAUAUGUGUAUAAUGAAUCAACUCAACUCUGAACAUCGCGGCACAUGCUGGCUCCUACUGACCUACUCAUACAGCAAGAGCAAACCUUUGCAUCGCAGCCAGGACCACCUAUUGCACUGGCAUGCAGCAGCUGCUGGGGGCGCUCAAGCGUCCUCGGACCUUGAUCAACUUGGACCCAGCCAACGACGAGUUGCCGUACGAAUGUGACAUUGAUGUGAGAGAGCUGGUGAAUGUUGAGGAUGUCAUGAAUGAGCUGGAGCUGGGCCCCAAUGGUGCCCUUCUCUAUGCAAUGGAGUACAUCGAAGUCAAUCUCGACUGGCUCAUCACUAGAAUCAGGCGCGCCACGGCGGAGUUUGCGGUGCCCUACCUCUUCAUCGACUGUCCGGGUCAGGUCGAGCUCUACACCCACAACGAGGUUAUGACAAAGAUCACUCAGCAGCUAACAAAGGCCUUGGACUUACGAUUGGUGGCUGUCCAUUUGAUAGAUUCCACGCUGUGUGUGGAUGCAUAUCGAUACCUCUCCGCGGUCUUUCUGUCCCUGUCCGCCAUGAUGCAAUUGGAGCUGCCGCACAUCAACGUGUUAUCCAAGAUCGAUAUGGUCAUGGAUCACACAGAUGAUUUGAGCUUCAGCCUGGACUACUAUGCAGGCGUCUCAGACUUGUCUCAGCUGCUUUGGACACUGCAGACGACCAGGCAUCCGAUGAGCGAGAAGUUCAAGGAGUUCAACAGGUUGAUUGCUGAGCUCAUCGAGGAUUACGGGUUGGUGAGCUUUGAACCGUUGGACAUCCAAGACAAAGAGUGUGCACUGCGCGUGCUUGGACGCUGCGACACCGCGAAUGGUCACAUCAUGAACUCUGAGAAGGUGGAGGACCCGUCCGAUCCCGUCUCCGGAGUGCGGCUGUUCCAGGCUGGCUUCUCAGAUGCCGGAGAAUUCCUGGAUGAGUAUCUCGAGCGCUACGAAGAACGAUUGCAGCAAAGGUGACCAAAAA
This is a messenger RNA of Durusdinium trenchii, 1950 nucleotides long. NCBI's taxonomy places the organism in Eukaryota, Dinophyceae, Suessiales, Symbiodiniaceae. The record is from the annotation of a GenBank genome assembly.